Molecule: messenger RNA, 2559 nt
Organism: Drosophila pseudoobscura
Lineage: Eukaryota; Metazoa; Arthropoda; Insecta; Diptera; Drosophilidae
Gene: Plekhm1
Product: Pleckstrin homology and RUN domain containing M1
Exons: 6
Coding region: 30-2189 (719 amino acids)
Source: RefSeq, a predicted model, not a curated record
CAAAACAAAACAAAGAGCUUUACGGACCAAUGAGCUCCCUGUUUCGUAGCCUCAACAAUAGUUUUUCGUCGAAGCGCGAAAAUGUCGUGAAGGGAGCGCUGAUAAACACUUUGAACGAGAAUGCCCGCGAGAUCGAGUUUGAGGUCAAGCAGAAGGGAUUGGAGGUUGUGGGGCUGUGCGAGCAGACCAGUGCACUGUGCACCACCUUGGAGGCGGUGUUCCUGCAUGGCCUGAAGGACUCGUUCCUUUGGGCCACCUUCAAUGUGAUUGCGGGCGAUGUGGAGCGACGGCCAGAUCCCAGCUUCUGGUCCCCCUGCAUGGUGUUCAUGCACAAGCAGGUGAUCGAGCAGAUCCAGGGUCUGAGUCAGAUCACCUCGGAGAUUGGCCAGUGCCGCGCCUGGGUGCGCCAAUCGCUCAACGAAUCGGUGUUCUCGUCGUACCUUAACGUCAUGCGGAAGAAUAGCUCUGCCAUGUCGCACUACUACAAGCGACACGCUCUGGCCAAGGAUGCCGAUGGCCUGGAGACGGCUUCCAAGAUUAUGGAGAGUCUAGAGGCCUACGUCCAGUUCGACUUGCCGGUUAACUCGAGCCUGUUAAACCACUGGCCGGACUACUCUUUGCAGCUAUCGGAUCUGUGGACGCCUGCCCUUAAAUCAUGUCCGAUCAGCAGUGGAGUAGACAUAGCCAGCUCCCUGGGCUCCGAUAUUGUGACCAUACCCACCCCACAGCCUCUGCAGACCAAUGAGCUCUUCUCAGAGUCCAUUUCUAACAGCCCCUUCAGCCGGAGCGGCAACUUCGGAGUGCCGGACUUGAGCCAGCGCGAGAACCUCGAACUUCUCAUACAAAAGUUUGACGAAAUGGACAUCAUAAACGAGGAACAGUCCCCGCCCGUAGCAACAGCAGAAACGAGUGAAGCUGGAGAGCCAGUGGCUCCUUCGGGGAGCAACCAGAGGUCCCGGAAGCGGUUCAAGCGUCAUAUAGAAGAGUCCUUCGCCGACCUGGCAGAUGAAGAACUGACCAGUCUGCCCCAUGGCAGCAAUUCCCUGUCCAAUCUCAUGCAGACCUCCUGGUCCGGCGACCUGGAUCUCUCGCCCACGGCCACCGAGCCGUCCGCAUCGCGUCUCUUUCAGCGGUCCGUGAGCAUGAGCAGCUCGAGCAGCCUACGCUCUCCCACCACAGAUCGCUGCAGCUACAACGCCCUGCUGCGGAAGCACGAGAACAACCGCGAAAGUGGAGCUGGUUGGUCGGAGAUUUGGGAGAAGUUUCGGGCCAGUGCCUCCACUUUGAAUGUGGCCCAUGCUCAGCGGGAGAGCGAGCCCCCUGUGUCCGACGACCUGAGUGACUUGCAGUCCCUAGAUACGAACUCCGAAUUUGAGUUGCUCGCCUCGGACUUUGACAUGGCGGAGCUGCAGCAGAUGGUGGCCCAGCUCUGCCAACUGGCGCGGGAGCCUGGUCUGGAUGCCCAGGGAUUUCUGUGCAAGAGCUGUCAGCACCCUCUUGGAAUAGGCUACACUAACUUUCAAGUCUGCGCCUUCAGCGGGAAUUACUACUGCAACAGUUGCAUGGAUGUGGAGUCGCAGCUGAUUCCUGCGCGCAUUAUUUACAAUUGGGACUUUCGCAAGUACAGCGUCAGCAAGCGGGCGGCCACCUUCCUGGCCGAGUUUAGGUCGCAGCCAUUUCUGGACAUGCAGCUGCUAAAUCCCAGCAUUUACUUUGCCUCCGAUGCAAUGGCCGAACUCCAGUCGUUGCGCAUUCGGCUCAACUUUAUACGCGCAUACCUUUACACGUGUGCGCCGACCAGCAUUGAGCUCCUGCAGAAUUUCUUCUGCGGCCGGGAGUACCUUUACGAGCAUAUACACCAGUACUCGAUAGCGGAUCUGGGUCUGAUUCAGCGGGGCGCGCUGUGCCAGCAGCUACAGAAGGCUUUCAAGAUGGGCGAGGCGCACGUACUUAAGUGUCGUCUGUGCCAGCUGAAGGGCUUCAUCUGCGAGAUAUGCCAGAGUCCUAGGGUACUCUAUCCCUUCCACAUUAGCACCACAUUUCGGUGUCUGGCCUGCGGUGCUGUAUUUCAUGCGGAGUGUCUUAACGAGCAGCAGCCAUGUCCCAAGUGCGAGCGACGACGCAAGCGCGAGGAUCAAGGCCUCCAAGAGGCCGUGCAAACCCUCAAGGAAAAGCAUGAGACGGCCUAGGAUAAAAUCCGAUAGUUUUGUUAACGAAUAAGUUUGUAAAAGUGCGAUAUAUUAUUAUGGCUAACCCCAAGAAAGGCUUUACUUUACCUUUAAACUAGAUUUAAGUGCUUUACUGUUAUGUUAUGGCUUGUCUUGUCAGCAUUUGCACACACUUUACUCAAAUAUCCACUAUAUACACAUACAUAUAUAAUCGUUUAUAUAGUAGAUAUCGAUUGACUUGCCGCGUUCGUUGCGUCAACUUUGGGCCAAGCCAAUGACAAGUUCAAAGUUUGCUCAAAGUUUUCGGAAUGAUUUUGGAAUUUAUUUAUCUGAUAACUGCAAUGAUUCUGAUUCGGAUGCUGAAUAAAACGUUAUGUUAAAUGCUGGAUAA